Molecule: messenger RNA, 3006 nt
Organism: Megalops cyprinoides (Indo-Pacific tarpon)
Lineage: Eukaryota; Metazoa; Chordata; Actinopteri; Elopiformes; Megalopidae
Gene: tmem178bb
Product: transmembrane protein 178B
Exons: 5
Coding region: 960-1844 (294 amino acids)
Cellular component (GO): membrane
Source: RefSeq, a predicted model, not a curated record
CAUCAGCGGGCUUCCUCCCUGCUUGCAGUAGUAUGGCUUUAAGAAGGUGUUUUAAUAAAAAAUGAAUCUCACGUUGUCAGUGUGACAUCACCACUGUAUCUUUCCGAGCAGAACCUAUACAGAGGCGCGCAGCCUGACUGCAAGGUUUAACGAUUACAUGAUAACUCUUUUGUAUUUCUCAAAUGUGUUCUUUUUUCGCGCGACAAAGCGGAGCUGUUGGAUAUCCCGACAUCCUCGUCUAAUAUUUGUCUGCACAAACAAACAAAAAUAGGAAUAGCUCAUUUAUUUCUGCGGGGGCUGUGGAAGCGAUUUUUCGCCGCAUUUACAGUAUAAUGUUAGCAAGAAGGAUGCAUCUAAUUACCCUCACAUAAUUAUAUUUUAAAGUAAACGACACCACUUUUUUUAAGUGCUUUGAGAGAAACGCACUGUUGUUAGAAACGUUCCACGUUAGCCUAUAGAAAAUACACGUCUCGUGAAAAGACAUGGAUUCCAGCAACUCGAGGUUCUAAAAAAUAUAAUACCUAGGCCUGUAUUUCAUUAUUUUGGAAUACAUCACUGGGACCCUCCUUGCUGGUGGUUCUCUGUAAGCAAGUGAGAUUUUAAAAACUAUGCGUCUGGAUUUUCCCAUCUCGCCACAUUCAGACAAAUUGAAAGGGAAGGGCAACGGAUGGAUGUGAAACGAGGAAUGAGAUAAGCAUCUUUUCACUCGGCGAGCAUCCGCACAGCUGCAGCAGCUCUCUCUCCCAUACACAGAGAGAGCCUGUAGACGGACUACCGAGCGUCUAACGCAGAAAUUUAUGAUCGCAUCCUGAGUUAACUUAGCUUGUAUGUUUACCGCCUGGAUGAUGGUAUUACAGUUGGUCCCGCGAGGUGAUGUAAGCUGAAUAAUUCAAUGCGGGUGCACGUCCGGGAGCUGUCCGUGCUGUUGUGGUGCUGAUGCGGCUCUGAGAGAAGCGAGCAUGGCUGCCGGGAAGCUGCUGCUGUACGCCGGCCUCUCACUUUCGCUGUGCGCCCUGGGGAUGCUGGCGGUGGCUAUCUGCUCCGACCACUGGUACGAGACGGACGCGCGAAGAUACAGGGAGCGAUGCCGAAGCUUCACCAGCCGCAGGAACGACCCGGGCUUUAUUUACAUCCCCAAUAACAGCCUCCCGCUCCGCGCGAGCAGGUCGAGGCUGGACCGCUGGGAGGAGAAGCUGCUGCUGGCACGGAACCGGCGGCAGCUGUUUGCCAUGAGCGCGGCGGACGAGUGCAGCAGGCAGUAUAACUCCACCAACAUGGGGCUGUGGAGCAAAUGCCAUCGGCUAGGAUUCGACCAGGACAUCGAGAACCUCAUUCGUAAAGGUGCCAUCACAAGAUGCUCCUUCAUCAAGUACCAUUACUCCUCGGCCACAAUACCGAAGAACCUCUCCUACAACAUCACAAAGACCAUUCAACAGGAUGAGUGGCACUCUCUGCACCUGCGGCGGAUGACAGCUGGCUUCAUGGGCAUGGCAGUGGCCAUCAUCCUGUUCGGCUGGAUCAUCGGAGUGCUGGGCUGCUGCUGGGACAGGGGACUCAUGCAGUAUGUGGCCGGUCUGCUCUUCCUCAUGGGAGGCACCUUCUGCAUCAUAUCCCUGUGCACAUGCGUGGCCGGCAUCAACUUCGAGCUCUCCCGCUACCCGCGCUACUUGUACGGGCUCCCCGACGACAUCGGCCACGGGUACGGCUGGUCCAUGUUCUGCGCUUGGGGGGGUCUGGGCCUCACCCUCAUCGCCGGCUUCUUCUGCACCCUGGCCCCCUCUGUCCAGCCCCUGCCCCGCUCCACCUGCCCCAAGUCCCGGCCUGAGAACGGCACAGUGUGCUAAGCGCCCCUCUCGCAGACGCCCGCCGGUGCCCAGCGGCUCUGUGCGCGGGAGGCCUUGCCUAAGACCCGGCGAGGACACAGCACAGCGAGAGGGAGAAGAGGAGCGCUCGUGUACACCGACAACCAUUUCAAACCUUUCCAAUCUUAAAUAGCCACAGACGAUGACUAUAUUUCUAAUGUGUGUAAAAUAAAAAAAAAAAAAAAAAGAAAAAACCAUUAAAACAAUGGCAAUUUCUUGGUUCCUCCCACUAGACUUUAGGAAACCAAGGCAAGUGUGAAACAGAGACUGAGGGAGGGAAGUGGUACUGUGCCUGUGUGGGAGUUGUACAGAUACUCGGAUGAACGCCGGAGGAGUCUGCGGUCCACGCAGAAGAACUUUGGCCACCCGUGAAUUUAAACAAGAAACGGAAGCGUGAGAGGAAAGAGUGCUGUCGCGGGGUGACGGGGAAAUCAAUGCAGUUGUCUUUAGGAAAACGCCGCCUAUUCUAGCGCAGGAAGCUACGGCAGGCUCUCUGUCACAUCCGUUUUUCCUCGGGCCGGAGGUAGCGCACUGAGCAGUGAUUCCUCCCCCCCUUCCCGCCUCCCCAGCCCCCGGAUAGCGACUGAUUGAUGCAAUUAGCUGACAGCAGAGCAGACUUCGUGACAGAAGGCGAGUGCUGGAAAUGGGCAGAGGGAAAAGGUGUGGUACUGGUUGUGAAUAACUUGCUCAAAACAUUGCUAUUCCCCAGUGCUGACAGACUGAUAAGCCUCAGGGUUUCAAAGGAUUUGGGUUUCUCCAAAUCAUUAACACAAAAAUAAAAAACCUAAUUUCGUCUGAGUCAAAAAAGCAGGCGUGGGACCCAAGAGACCGUUGUGAGCCUCCUGGGCUGUUGUUGAACCCCCGGUGUGCACAGCUGGGCUUUCUUACCUUCAACAGGAACAGUCACUGUACAUGCCAGGGCAUCUCCACCAUUGUACAAAAUUGUACAGAAUACUACCAAGAAUCGAGAUGUGAAACUCCAUGUUUGAAUUUUCACAUUCAGAAGACAUCUCAUUUUCUUCCUGCUCCUGUUUGGGAACAGCAGGGGUUUUUUUGUGUAAUCAUAUUUAUUUGUUGUCAGUUGUCAUUUUCUUUUUCUCUUUUUAAAAUGAAACCCAUCCAGGAUGUGUGCUAUGGGAGACUG